Molecule: messenger RNA, 3615 nt
Organism: Drosophila yakuba
Lineage: Eukaryota; Metazoa; Arthropoda; Insecta; Diptera; Drosophilidae
Gene: PIG-O
Product: GPI ethanolamine phosphate transferase 3
Exons: 6
Coding region: 292-3525 (1077 amino acids)
Biological process (GO): GPI anchor biosynthetic process
Cellular component (GO): endoplasmic reticulum membrane
Molecular function (GO): mannose-ethanolamine phosphotransferase activity
Source: RefSeq, a predicted model, not a curated record
AAUGGUUCUUAUAUAUUUCUCAGUUUUUUCUUCAGCCCACAAGAAAAUCUUUAGAUAUGACGAAUUUUAAAUGAAAACAGCGAGCAAGCAGAACGCAUCGUGAUGCCGGAGACCUAAUCAAUCGCUCCGAAGUAAAGUGCAAUUAAAUUACAUAGUUUUAUACACCGGAUAGCGGCUGGCCAGCCGCAGCAAGUAUUCUCGCCUACCAGCAGCAUUGUUCUAAAUGCUGAAAAGUUUAUUACUCAUUAAGCGUUUUGUGUGCCUAGUUAGUUAAUUAAUCGCAGCCGUAAGAUGAACUUCACGUACUUGUUCGUGCUCAUCUGGCUGGCCUUCCUCAUUAGCAGCGGAGUGCUGCUUUUCUCGCGGGGAUUCCUAUUGGCCCGAGUGUCCAAAACGGAGACGAGCACCUGUCGUCGCUUGUCCACCAAUCCCAAUGCAGAGUACGUCCUCACCGCUGAGGUUGUGAACGAAAUCUUCAAGGAUGUCAACGCCUCAUCCAAUCUGUGUCUUCCGCAAAAGUCGAAGGUUAUUGUCCUGGUUGUGGAUGCACUUAAAUACGAAUUUGGCCUUUACAAGGAGAACGUUACGAAUCCUCUGCCCUAUGAGAACAAAUUGUUGGUGCUCCAGGAGCUGCUGCAGCAGAGUCCUGACCACGCCCGUCUAAUGAGAUUUCGCGCUGAUCCGCCAACCACCACGUUGCAGCGCCUGAAAGGACUCACCACCGGCAGUCUGCCCACAUUCAUCGACAUUGGUUCCAAUUUCGCCUCGCCGGAGAUCAACGAGGACAAUGUCAUCGACCAAAUAGUCAAGAGCGAUCUGCCGGUGGUCUUCCUUGGGGAUAGCACGUGGACGGAUCUGUAUCCGCGUCGCUUUAAGCGAUCGUACUCCUAUCCCAGUUUCGAUAUAUUCGAUUUGGACAGCGUGGAUAAUCAGAUAUUGAAGAACCUGCCCAAGGAGCUGGAAAGCGACGAUUGGCAGGUGCUGGUGGCCCAUUUUCUCGGCGUGGACCACUGCGGACACAAGCACGGACCCAUGCAUGAGGAAAUGGCGCGCAAGUUGGGCGAGAUGAACGAGGUGAUAAGAUCCGUGGUGGCGGCGAUGGACAAUGACACCACGCUGCUGGUGAUGGGCGACCAUGGAAUGACGGCAUCCGGCGAUCAUGGCGGAGAUACUGAUGACGAAACCAACGCACUGCUGUUUGCCUACUCCAAGCAGCACAGAUUUUAUGGCAAUGAUUCGGGCUCAGAUAGCGAAAUGCUGCAGCAGAUUGAUCUGGUCCCCACGCUGGCCACCAUACUCGGCGUCCCGAUACCGUACUCGAACCUGGGCCUAGUCAACUUUAACAUUGUACCCGAUCUGCAAGUACCGCAUUUGAACAAGUUCCAGACCCUUCUGCUCCAUUCUUGGCAGAAUGCCCAGCAGAUCUAUCGCUACUUCUUCCAGUACGCGUUGGAAAAUAAGCGCACAUUUAACGUGGAACAGAUGGACCACCUAGAGACUGAAUUCAUACUCCUCUCCCACCGGGUGCAAACUGUUUACAACGAGGUUGCUUUCAAAUCCUUUAUACGCGACUUGAAUACCAAUCUGCGAGACAUCCUGGGCACCUGUCGAGAGAUCUGGGUCAGGUUUGAUCCCACUCAGAUGUCGCAGGGACUGCUUUUUACCUUCCUGCCGUUGUUCUUUAUCUUCUUGGUGGUAAACAACUCUCGGCCCGCUGAUUUUGGGCACAUCUUCAAAGCCAAGGAGGUCUUCUACGUAUACCUAAUCAACUUGGCCGCUGGAGUAUUUGGGUAUCGCUAUUUCAAGACCUUCUCAUUCAAAACAGAGGAGCAAGGAGUGAUCUUCUUCACGGCCCUAUCCAGUGCCGUCAUCCUGGCUUUCCAUACACUACGACACUGGACUAACAUUGCCACCAACUGGUCGACGGUAAAGCGGUUUGGACACAUGCCCACGCGUCUGCUGCUUUUCGGUUCGAUGGCUGUGUUCUUCUCGAACAGCUUCGUCAUCCAGGAGGCCAAGAUCUUGUCAUACCUCCUGGCGGCAGCGAUUCUAUUGCUCUCGCACGAACUUCUUCGGUUGAGCGCCCGCUUGGAUUUCAGGACCAAGUUCAAGGCUUCACAAUUUCUGCGCUCCACAGCGUUAAGGCUGAUCCUGGCCAGCUUCUUGGCGAUAUGCUUAAUACGCUUUGCCUACACGCUGUUUCGUUGCCGCGAGGAGCAAGGCAACUGCUCCGACUUUGUCAACGCCGGCGGAGCCGGAUUCUCCAUUAAAAAGCCAGGAACGGCCAAGACGUACAUACUCGCCGUCGUGGUACUGGUGGUGUACACCACGCUCACACGAUUGUAUCUGCGCUCCUGCGGUAACUUGACCGGUAACCUGCCAAACGUAUUGCUGGCUCGCUACGGACCUACGGUGGCCUCGAUCUGCGCCGGCGGCCAUAUCCUGCUCGCCAACAGCUCCAUUAAAAACAUCCAGCGCACGCAUAUCGAUGCCAUGGCUCUGGUCAUCUAUGGUCUGCUGUUGUUGCAGAUAAUUGUGGUUUCGUGGGCUCCUCUAAUGACCUUUGUGCUUCCACCGAGGAGUUCCCAUACGGUGACCAUUAACGGCAAUGAAAGCAUUGUUCCGGAAAUCUUUAGGAAAAUGAAGCGUAUGUACGAGGGCGAUGACGACGAGAGGCGUAGUCAGAUCCCGGUGGUUUAUGGACUAGCCACCGUUUACUCCUCCAUUGUCAUUGCAUUUGGCGUCUUCUUGGCCUUGGUGAUGAUAGUUCUUCUAGAACCGCGUGCUUCCAUCGGCUUGGUUGUCUGUGUGGCCGUGGGCGCUAUCCUGCUCAGCGUGCAUGGUAUACUGCGCUAUCGAACUGCCACUAGUUUUGAGAGCUGUGUGCAGCCCACUUUUACGGCUCUGGUUGGCUGGUUCCUGCUGGCGCAUUUCUGUUUCUUUGCCACCUCGCAUCAGACGACGCUGUCGCAAAUUGAGUGGCGUGCCGCCUUCGUGGGUCGCACCACUGGAAUCGGACAGUCGAAUUUAGUAUCUGGUGCCUUGGUCAUUUUAAACACCUUUUGCGGACCCAUUUUCUUCUUCUGCAUGUACUCUCUGCUCAGCACAGAGACCUUUUCGCUGUUCGCACUGUUUCCCAACCUCAUACGAAGCUGCAGGAGUGGCGGCAAAGUGGAUGCGACCACGUCCAUGUCGGAUUUGGCCAACGAAGCUGUGGGCUUUGAUAUGACUCGUGGCGAACUGUCUCUGUACGAGUACGAAGAUGUCUUUCUGGGCGCUGGCUUCAAGCUGGCUACCCAGUUUUUCAUGCUACAGGGACUCAAGAUUUUCUGUGCCAUGAUGGCCUGCACCAUUCACUGCCGCCACCUGAUGGUGUGGAAGAUCUUUGCGCCGCGCUUCAUCUACGAGGCCCUCGCUACCUUCGUCAGUCUGCCUGCCCUGAUUGUGGGCUAUCUCCUGGUGUUACGCAUCCACCGUGCUGUGGACACCCUCAUUAAGCGCAUCAACAAGGCCAAGGUCCACUAGUCUCAGCCCAAAAGAAAUGAAUUAUUUAUUUUGACCUUAAUACACACACACACGAGUAAUAAGAAAAUUCAACUGUUUGGUGGUCUUGUA